Molecule: messenger RNA, 477 nt
Organism: Erinaceus europaeus (western European hedgehog)
Lineage: Eukaryota; Metazoa; Chordata; Mammalia; Eulipotyphla; Erinaceidae
Product: uteroglobin-like
Exons: 3
Coding region: 94-372 (92 amino acids)
Source: RefSeq, a predicted model, not a curated record
GGCAUAAAUAUCCCUGGGAUCCCCCAGGCUCCUGAGUGCAGCUCCUAAGUGCUCAUCAUUUCUCAAAGCUGAAAUCUCAGGGAACAACUAACCAUGAGGCUCUUCCUGCCUGUCCUGUUGGUCACUCUGGCCCUUUACUGCUGUGAAGUAAGUGCGGGAACAAUCUGCCCAGCGAUUCCUAUAGAAAUAGGCGCUAUGUUCUUGGCUCCAAAACCUAUGUUCGCAAGAAUACUUAGAUUAUUUGAUCCAUCUGAAGAGGUUUUUGAGGCUGAAAUGAAAGCGAAAGAUGCCAUUGAUGUGCUGACCACCAAGGAGAAACUUCUGUGUAUGAAGAUAGUGGGAAGACUACUUAAGGAGUGUGUAAAGAAUUAAGAAGUCUAUUCAUACACCUUGUCCUUUCAAAGAUCACUUGAUCUUCUGUGGAAAAUGCAACAAGUGUCAACAUCUUGCUUCAAUAAAUGGCUCUCUUUACACUUC